GCGAGUGGACGGACGGCCGGGGUCCCGCGCGCGCACGAUGGCGCCGGCGUCUGCUUCCCCGGAGACCGCGGGCUCGGAGACGCGCCUGGACUCCCUCCUGCAGACCCUCUACGACCUGGGAGAGACUAAAGAUGAAUCAGAACAGAAGAGGAUCAGAAAGAAGAGGGAAAACAAGAAGAGAGACGUGGGAGCUGCAGCAGCCGGGUCAGUGGGGCAACUUUCCCUGCCUGCUUCACUUGAAAGAGGGCAGAGGAAGAGUGCUUCCAGCUUUUUCAAGGAACUCAGAGAAGAGAUGCAUGGUGCUCCUGAUGUCACCUCCCAGGGUCCUCCUUCAGGACCAGAAGUCUCUGCUGCUGCAUUGCCACCCUUUCCCCACAUAGAAGUAGUCAAAUUUCACAGCAGAAAUAAAAAAAGAAAACUGCAACUAGAACAAGAUGAGCACACAAAGAGUAAAAUUCAUGUCCUUGAAAAAGAUGUGGAUAUUCAAGAAUUUAACUUGGAAAAGGCUCGUUUGGAAGUGCACCGGUUUGGGAUCAUGGGCUAUGGGAAGGGAAAGGGAAGAGUCCUGGAACAGGAGCGUGCCAUCAUGCUGGGUGCUAAGCCUCCCAAAAAGAGUUAUGUGAAUUACAAGGAUUUACAGGAGCAAAUCAAAGAAAAGAAGGCAGCAAAGGAAGAAGAGAAGAGAAUGGUACAGGAUACAGAUAUUUUCAAGAAAAAGAAGAGGAAGGGGCAGGAAGACAGAAAAUUCAAAAAGAAGCCGGUUCCUAGUACUUCAUCAAGUGGACGAAUUGGACAGGUUGGAAAAUUCAGAAAUGGGACAUUGAUUCUGAGCCCCCUUGAUAUCAAGAAAAUAAAUUCUUCAAGAGUGGCUAAAUGAAGCACUUCGUCAGCUAACAAGAGGAGUGGGAACAGGUGGCCCUGCUGGCACUGGGCCCUACCAGACCCAGACUCCUCACGUUCCACAGAGAGAGAACAGGUGAGGCUGCAUUGCCAGCUGUUGGUGAGCACAGCAAGUGUCACCUCCACUUCCUGCCCUGGUGCUUGGAGCACUUGCUUGUGAUGCAGUUUUCCAUGAUCACAGUGUCUUGUAAAUGCUAGUGAUUGACAUAAAUUGCCUUUUGACUUUUUGUAGGGUACUGGUGAUGCACGCCUUUUAACAUUUGUAACUACUUUACAUUAUGAAAGAAUUCAGAAUGUGGCAAGUCUUCAGUUUUGUGGAAAAGCAGUUUUAAUUUUUCAGUCUACUUUGUAUAUAAAAUCUACUUUGUAAGAAAUUAUAUAAUAAAAUAGUU
Molecule: messenger RNA, 1292 nt
Organism: Marmota flaviventris (yellow-bellied marmot)
Lineage: Eukaryota; Metazoa; Chordata; Mammalia; Rodentia; Sciuridae
Gene: Fsaf1
Product: 40S small subunit processome assembly factor 1
Source: RefSeq, a predicted model, not a curated record